AUGCCAGUCUCGCUGUCAAACGACUCCCCAGUACCUGCUGUGAUCUGGUGCGACCUGAGCGCUUUCCCUGGCUUCGAGCUAAAGCUGCGCGCGCAGCAGGAGGCCGAGGCCAUGCGCGCAGAGAUGGAUGCUGCAGAGGUCUCGACGACUGUGACGGGCGUCACCGGCAUGCAGGACGAUGAUGAGGACGCGCCACUGCAGCUCAUCGCCAAACGGCCCGACUCUGCCGCGGGGGGAGAGAACGGCGGAGGCGAGGCGGACGGCGCCUCUUCCGUCGGUGGGGUAGACCAGCGGCUUUAUCGAAUAACCGUGCCCCCUGCGUUGGGCGCGGCAGAGGCCGCCGCUGCCACGCCACGGACGGUGCUGGCCGGCGCUGUGGCAGGGGGCGGGUCGCCUACGCCCGGGGAGCUCAAGCUCUCGCUGAGCUUCGAGCCAAAGGCAGUGGGCCGUGUCGAGUUCGGGUUGCCGUUGGAGCUGAGUGGCGUUGCAACCACGCCGAACCUCCGGCGUCUAGUCUUUGGCGAGGGGCUGCGCGCGAGGCUGGCCGUGUCCGAGUCGACGGUGCAGCUGGGGGAGGUCAUCGUGCGCGAUGUCUCGCUGCCAUACACACACGAGUUCACUCUCAUAUCGCAAGACGAUGAGCCGCUCAAGUGGGCGAUCGACUCGUCGGCGCUCGACGGCACUGGCUUCUCGGUACCCGAGGGCCGCGGCACGCUUGCGCCGCGCGAAACGGCGCAGGUUCUGCUGCACUUCGCGCCCCAGCGGCCCAUGCCGGUCGAUGUGCUGCUGCCAGUCAUCGUCGACACUCACGAGUUUGAGCCGGGUGCAAACAGCUACCUCUGUGUUCGGCUCCGCGCCACGGCCGCACAGCCACGGCUCGAGUUUGACCGGUCAGAAGUGAUUCUACCGCCCGUCCCACUGGGCCACGUGUCACGCGCCUGCUUCUUUGCGCUCAACGUCGGCUACGAUAGCCUCGAGACGCGCGUGCGAGUGGCUGGGGAUCGGUUGCGGAUGCCGCUCGAGGUGUCCUUCCCCGAGGGCCGCCUCGUCGGGAUCGCCAAGAAGCGGCUGCUCGUGAUGGUCUCCUUCCGCGCACAAAAGCCGGCGUCCUUCACGACGCGGCUCGAGUUCCUCGACGAGGACGGCUACUGCUUCGCGAUACCUGUCAGCGCCACAACAGAUGCCUCCAUUCUCACCACGCAGCCGUACGUAGCGGGCGCCGAAGUCGGACGGCUGCGCUGGGAGGCGGCCGAGCUUGCGGAGCCCCGGGCCGGAGUUGCCAUCCGAGACCUGCACGAGGAGGAGCGCGAGGCGGCGAGCCCGCCUCGACGAGGAAGCACCUCGCCUCGACGCCGCAGCAGCACCGAGGCCACUCCUGUGGUCGAUGCCGACGCAACAGGCGCCCCAGCUGAGGCUGCACUUGAAGCAGAGCCUUCGGGGGCACGGAAGACUACUGGAGAGGCGACGGAAGCGACGCCAUCCAGCAAGGCGGCGGAAGAGCGCUUGCUGAAGCUUGCACAGUCGGUGCUGCAUGGCCAAGAGAGCACAAGUACGCCUCGUGGCUCUCGUUCCGAGGAGGAGACGACGGUGGCGAUGGCGGCGUCCGUGCGAGCGGGCGGGCUGCUGACUGCGCUCAUCUCCUCUUUGGUUGUUGCUCUCCCUUCGGCGUGA
This is a messenger RNA of Emiliania huxleyi CCMP1516, 1671 nucleotides long. RefSeq lists its product as hypothetical. The record is from RefSeq and is a predicted model, not a curated record. Lineage: Eukaryota; Haptophyta; Isochrysidales; Noelaerhabdaceae. The transcript has a single exon. The coding region runs from base 1 to 1671 and encodes 556 amino acids.